Molecule: messenger RNA, 1263 nt
Organism: Debaryomyces fabryi
Lineage: Eukaryota; Fungi; Ascomycota; Pichiomycetes; Serinales; Debaryomycetaceae
Exons: 1
Coding region: 1-1263 (420 amino acids)
Cellular component (GO): mitochondrion
Molecular function (GO): (S)-2-hydroxyglutarate dehydrogenase activity; (S)-2-hydroxy-acid oxidase activity
Source: RefSeq, a predicted model, not a curated record
AUGUUGAAGAGUUGCACGAGACAUGUUACUCAAUUUGUGGGUAGAAUAGGUAGAAAUCAAAUAAAGGAAUUCCACAGUAGUGGGAUUAGGACAUCUGAUUUCUCUCAUGUUGUCAUAGGAGGUGGGGUCGUAGGAACAGCCGUGGGGUCUGAAUUGCAGGCUAUAGAAGGCAACAAUGUCCUUUUGGUUGAGCAGCACCAAAGUUUAGGUACAGAAACUACAUCUAGAAACUCAGAAGUGAUUCAUGCAGGGCUUUAUUUCCCCAAGGGCAGCUUGAAGGCCGAGUUGUGCAUCAAAGGUAAAAACAAGCUAUACGAAGCUUAUGAGACAGGGAAGUUUAAUUCGGUUCAGGUUCCUUUAUCAAAGUGUGGGAAAUGGGUCGUAGCGCAAGAUGAGGCAGAAGGCGAAUAUUUAGAAAAGUUGCAGCAAAAUGCAAAAGAACUAGAAGUUCCAACUGAAUUGAUUUCACCUGAAUCGGCAAAGAAAAAAUUUCCAUUAAUAAGGGCUAGUGCAGGGAUCCUUGAAUCACCAACUACGGGUAUUAUAUCUGCCCAUGACUUGGUAUUGUAUUUCCAAACUCAAUUUGAGAAUAAUGAGGGAACCAUUGGUCUUAAUACACAAUUAAUCGACAUAGAAUAUAACAGAUCUAUCCCAAAUUAUUGUCUCAGAUUGAAAGAAAAGGAGUCUGGAAGUGAAUUUGAAGUUACUACUGAUAACUUAGUUAAUUCUGCAGGACUUUAUGCUCAAGAAGUUUCCAAUUUAUUAUUGCCUGAAGAUAGGCAACUAAACAGCUACUUUGCUAAAGGGACCUAUUAUGGCUACCAACCAGCAACCCCAAUAAAAUCAAGCAAAAUCACUGAAAAAUUGAUAUAUCCAUGUCCAAAUCCUAAUGCCUCUUCGUUAGGAACUCAUUUGACAUUUGAUUUAGGUGGACAGUUGAGAUUUGGUCCUGAUUUGGAAUGGCUUGACAUAAAGAGUGCUUCCGAAAUAGACUAUUCAGCAACUUCUAAAAACAUUAAUGAGGCAGUAAAAGCUAUUAGGCAGUAUUUUCCUAGUAUUGAAAUAGGUGAUAUACAGCCUACCUACACUGGAGUUAGGCCUAAGAUCGUUUCUAAGACAGAGAACUAUCGAAGAUUUUCUGAUUUCAUUAUUCGAGAAGAAGAUGAUUUUCCUGGAUUUGUCAAUUUAUUGGGAAUUGAGAGUCCUGGUUUAACAUCAUCCUGGGCUAUAGCUGAAUAUGUUAAAAAUAUUUAUUAUAAAUAA